Molecule: messenger RNA, 375 nt
Organism: Peronospora belbahrii
Lineage: Eukaryota; Oomycota; Peronosporomycetes; Peronosporales; Peronosporaceae
Source: the annotation of a GenBank genome assembly
AUGUUAUCCAUGUUCUCUAACCUAGAUUUAGCUCUAGACGUUAAAGGCUUUAUCGUGUCGAAUGGCAAUGGCAGCAGAUCUGCCGCCAAAGAUUUGCUGACCUCCAAGAGUAUCGAGAAACAGGCAGAAGCUAAAUGUGUAGCCAUGCAGGCGCUAAGGAAGCAGCAACAGCAGCAGCAGAAUCAGAAGGAGCAGCCUGUUACAGCUUUGAGUCAAGCUUUAAGUCUCUUUGACAAGGAAAUGGAUGAACGCGAUUCAUUUCUAUCCCGCAAUACGAAACGAAGACAAAAGAGUGGGAAAAAGACGCGAAGUAGCAGUACCGUAGUAUCGUAUCGUGGUCGUAUUCAACGCCAGAACAAGUACAAUCGGGUGUAA